ACCGUUACAAGAUCUGAAAACAAAAACAAAAGCUACUCACAAACUAAAAACAUUGUUAAGUGGUAAAUUGUGCAUUUAUAAACACUACAUAGCUUUAACAUUUCAAGUUAGCUUUCGCUUUAAUUAAAAUAACUGCACUUUGAAAGUUAAACAUGCCGCCCGCGCAGGCGCCAAAUUUUUUGUAAACAUUGCCGCCCAACCCAAAAUGCAACAACAGCAGCCCCCCAAAAACGCCAAUGAACGCAAAAUCGGCACAAGGACGUGCCAGCCAGCCAGGAAAAAUCAAUAACAACACAGCCGCGAAGCGACAAAGGCCGGAAGUGCACUUUUUUUGCAUUACUGGGCGUUGAGUAACGUCACGGCGAGCGAAAAAAUUAGUUCGUUUGCGAAAAAAGUGAUGUAGGUUUUUGCGCCAGGAGCAAGUAGAAAGUAGUAGUCCGCAAAAUGGUGGGCAAGGGCUCGGGCGGCCUGGGCGGCGACACCAGCACGGGCAGCAAGGAACGCCCUGUUUUCAUUCCGCCCCGGAAACGUCAACAAACCAAGUCGGAGGCCAAGAAGCAGAACUAUGUGGAUCACAUCGUCAGUGUGCAGCAAAAUCGGCCCAAGUUGUCGCCCUCCAAUCCGGGACUUGAGGAGGAGCUCCGCAAGUCCAAGCUGAUCAUCAAGAACAAGCAGCCGCUGCCGCAGCUGCCGGGAGAGCUGGGUGUGCCCAGUGCCCACGACACACUGGCCAGUACCCACUCGGCCAGCUCCACGCAGCACAGCCAGAAGUCGGCCAGAUCGAACAGUAAUCUUAACGAGCUGCAGAACUUCGAAUCCAUAUCGCAAGGCACCAAGUCCACGUCGCAGCGGCACGAGAGCAGCACGGUGACGCCCAGCAGCUGUUGCUACUCGGAGAGCAGCCUGGACGCCAAGUUGAGCAAGUCGCAGGACUGCCUAAGCAACCGGUCGUCCUCCAAGAAGCGGGUCAACAUCCGGACAACCGAUCUGCCCGGCCAGGGGCGCAAUCAGCGCUCCUCACCGGAGAUAGCCAACUACGAGGAUCUGGAGUCCGGCGAAACGAGUGUCCUGAACAACUACGACCAGAGUCUGGAGCGUGGCUAUCAGGCGCGCAAGGAGGGCGGCGGCAACUACCUGACCAUGACGGGCACCAUCAAGCGGGGUCGCAAGAAGGGCCAGUCCGUGGACCUACAGAUCAACAUUAGUCGCGAGGAGCUGGAGCAGCUGAACGCCCAUGCGAUGGCCAGCGAUACCCAGAAGGGUGGCAAUUUGUGCUGCACCUGCAGCUGUGGCACCGGUCUCCACAUUCUGCUCAUCUCGCUGUUUUGCCUGCCGUUUGUGACCGUCGUUUCGGCGGUGUACUCCUUCUACAUUGGCACACUCACCUGGUACAAUAUGUUCAACUAUUACUGCGAGGAGAGGACGUACCUGCACAAGAUCCUGGUGACGCCGCUGCUGUUCGUCAUCUAUCCGCUGGCCAUCGUGCUGUGCACCUUCGGCCUGGGAAUCUACUCGGGAUUGCGGCAGUUGAGUUUGCAGUACAGCAGUUGGGUGAACGACAUCACGGAUAUCGAGAAGGGAUUCUACGGCUGGUUGUGCGGCUUCCUGCGAAUGCCCGACUGCAGUCCCUACGAGGUGGUCAUCCUCACCGACAUUUGUGUGGCGCCGCAGGAUCCUCAGCGGCUGCACAUCAACAAACCGCGCCAGGAACUAUCCAUGUAGAAUGUGGGAUGUGGCAUGUAGAACCUGGUAACUGGUUCCAGUUUCGUUUCGACCAUAAGUGUGAUAUAAAAAAAACGUAAUUACAUACGCAGA
Molecule: messenger RNA, 1815 nt
Organism: Drosophila teissieri
Lineage: Eukaryota; Metazoa; Arthropoda; Insecta; Diptera; Drosophilidae
Exons: 2
Coding region: 445-1722 (425 amino acids)
Source: RefSeq, a predicted model, not a curated record